Molecule: messenger RNA, 492 nt
Organism: Neomonachus schauinslandi (Hawaiian monk seal)
Lineage: Eukaryota; Metazoa; Chordata; Mammalia; Carnivora; Phocidae
Product: UMP-CMP kinase-like
Exons: 1
Biological process (GO): UDP biosynthetic process; CDP biosynthetic process
Cellular component (GO): nucleus; cytoplasm
Molecular function (GO): ATP binding; UMP kinase activity
Source: RefSeq, a predicted model, not a curated record
AACCUUUCUGCAGGAGAACUUCUUGAUGAAAGGAAGAACCCAGAUCCACAGUAUGGUGAACUCAUUGAAAAGUACAUUAAAGGAAAGAUGGUGCCAGUUGAGACAACUAUCAGUUUGUUAAAGAGUGAAAUGGAUCAGACAAUGGCUGCCAAUGCUCAGAAGAAUAAAUUCUUAAUUGAUAGGUUUCCAAGAAAUCAAGACAACCUUCAGGGUUGGAAGAAGAUCAUGGAUGGGAAGGCAGAUGUGUCUUUCAUUCUAUUCUUUUACUGUAAUAGAGAGAUCUGUAUUGAACGAUGUCUUGAGAGGGGAAAGAGUAGUGGUAGAAGUGAUGACAACAGAGAGAGUUUGGAAAAGAGAAUUCAGACCUAUCUUCAAUCAACAAAACCAAUUAUUUACUUACAUGAAGAAAUGCAGAAAGUCAAGAAAAUAGAUGACUCUAAGUCUGUUGAAGUUUUUGAUGAAAUUGAUAAGAUUUUUGACAAAGAAGGCUAA